Molecule: messenger RNA, 847 nt
Organism: Capsicum annuum
Lineage: Eukaryota; Viridiplantae; Streptophyta; Magnoliopsida; Solanales; Solanaceae
Exons: 5
Source: RefSeq, a predicted model, not a curated record
AUCUGGUAAUUGUGCUUUUUUAGUUCGUCCAUCAGGUAUCGGUGAAUGUGGAAUGUUUGAGGAAGCAUAUGGAGAAACAAGAAAUAUGUGUGUAGUUUCUGAUCGAAAUGCAAGCAUCAUAAAAGCUGUAGGUGAGGUGUAUAAUGACAUACCACAUUAUGCAUCGGGAUAUGAUAAGUGGGCUAGGUCAUAUGCAUCGGUUCAUAGGGGAUGGACUUUGACAUCAAACAUUGUCGAGUCAAUUAAUGCUGCACUGUUAUCAGCUAGAGAACUACCAAUAUAUGAUUUUCUAGAGGAAGUUAGAUUGAUGUUUGGUAGAUGGAAAUGUGAAAAUAGACAACAGGCACUGUAUACUUUUACGGAUCUUAUUGAUAAAUUUCAACAAAUUCUUCAACAAAAUGAAGCAGAGUGUACGCGUAUGAAGGAAAAUACAUAUGCUGAGAUGGUUAAAUACAUUUGCAAAACUGUUUCUGACAUAACCUUGCAGAAAAAUACAUAUGCUGAGAUGUUGGAUGAGAAACCGUGUGUUCAUACUUGUGCAGUUCUUGAUAGCAAGAAUUUUAAGAAGGGACCAUAUUGCUCUGAUCUUUACAAGCCAAAAACAGUCUUGCGGACAUAUGAUCUUCCAGUUUAUCCUUUACCACACAAAGAUGACUGGAUAAUUCCUAAGGAAAUUUUGGAUGAGGUAGUUCUGCCACCAAAAUACAAGGGACCCCCUGGAAGACCUCCAAAGAAGGAUCGUGGAAAGUCCGGAAAAGAUAUGUUUGGAAAGAAAAAUAAAAAUUAUUGUGGUUCGUGUGGAUGUAAAGGGCAUAAUGAGAGUUCAUGUAGGAAAUACAACAAAUGA